UCCCUUGUUGAAAUCUCUUUUCAAUGAAGCGUUUUGUUUGGAUUGGGGUUUCCAAGGAAAUUUUGUAAGCAAUUACGGCCCUAUUAUGCUCUUCUACGUAGGAAGCAAGACGUGGGGAGCGUAUAGUUGCUUAGUGCAUAAUAAUCCCGGACUGCGGGAGAUAUUUCUCAGAUUUAGGAAAGAUUAUCUAACUCAAAAAAGCUGGUCUUUACAUCAUUUUGAACAACUGAGUCAUGAGGGGUGAAAAGUGACCCUGGAAUUGUGCCUGUUAUUCAGGCAUUUCAAUCUACAUAAUUCAAUCUCCCUACCAGAUACUUUUGUCAUCAGUAAACUUACAGGAAAGCAAAGCAGUCAAAUACAGGCUAAUACCAGUUUGAUUCUAAAAUGGGUUGUGCCCCAUCCACCCAAAGCUUUCAAGUCCAUGAGAACGAAACCCGUCUCCUACAAGAAAUAGACCGUUUACGAAAUGUAGAACCCUCACGGGAGGCAGAAAUCAGCAAGCUGCGUGCAGAAAAUGAGAAACUGCGACAGGGCCAAGUGAAUGGUGAGUAUGCAGUGACAAAGCCAGUUGAGCGAUCAGAGUCUCCUGAAGAUGACAGCCAUGAUAUGCUUGUGAAGGAAAUUGAAAGAUUGAGACUGGAGCAGAUUGAAAAAGAAAGUGAACUCAGCGAACUGAGGCAGACAAAUGAACAGCUGAACUUAACUUUGCAACAAAGCCCAUCUCAAGUUCAGCAGUUUGCUACUAAGAAUAGAAAUCUCCCAAAAGUUGGAGAUCCGGUUUUAGCUAUGUGGGAAUCAACCCCAUGGCAAUACUUCACAGCAACCAUAGUCUCAUUCAACUCCGAAAAGCUCCAGUAUGAAAUCAAUUGGGAUGAUCAGGAUCCUACCGGCCGUAUAAUUGAUUACUACAACUUGGCUCUAGACCGUGUUCCUGAGCCAGACGAGGUCGCCAUUGGCUCCAUUGUGUUGUUUCCUCAAGGGAAGUAUCGAGGUCAGGAGGGUGUACGUCUUGGUGGUUUACGAUACCAUCAGGGACGAAUAACAAGUGUUUCUAAUGGUCGUGGGGGGCAGAAACUUUAUGACGGUGUGCACACCAAGGGGGAAGAGGACAACAAGUGGAUCACAUACUCAGGUUACAACUUUCAUUUUACGGGAAUGGAGCUGUCCAAGUUACGAAUCUCACCCAAUGUGCUGGACAUCUUGUCUGAAGAUAAUUCUAGUAGUGCUGUGGAUGGCGUAAUUCGUCCUUGUGACAUAUUUAUCUCAUACUCAAAGGCUAACAGCCCUUCAGCCAUUAGAAAUCAUGAGCUGGGAUCAUCUGAUCCUCCACCUAGCUACGACGAAGCAGUUUUGUCGAGUAUCUGCGACCCACGUGACAUUCGAUAUCAACUGGAAGGCUACGGAGCCACGGUGAAUGGCGACAGACAGGCUCAACACUCACUGAUAGAGACCGUACAACAGAUUAACACAUCAAAGGUGUUUGUGGCGUGUCUCAGUGAUGAAUACGUCAAGGACGAAAUUUGUCGUCAGGAGUUCCAGUAUGCCAAAAAGACCGCUAGGAAACCAGUUAUCCCUGUUGUAGUGGGCAGUGGAUCUUUCGAAUGGAUGAUGACAGUUGUGGGUUUGCUUAUUGCUGGUGAAGUUUACAUUCACUUCAACAACAGAGAUGUACAGGAUUCUAAGAUGACAGAGCUUCUGCGAGCUGUUAAGAAGAGUGUGCCUGAAGUUAAAUUUCCGCAAGAACUUGGAAGCGUACAAGAUUUGCAGAGUACCGAAGAUGCCCCGGCCGCUGGAAUCCGAGAUUCCGCUGACGUGUUUAUCAGUUAUUGCUGGCUGAAUUCAGAAAAUGCACAGAAAGCCAAACAGGUAAGUAACUGUAGUUGCAUAUUGUUUAGGUUAUACUUUGAUUUCGAAUACACCGAUAAAACCCGCCUUGCAAGGCUUCACAGUUUUUUGCAUGUGUGUUUAAUUCCGUUCAUUUAUUCGUUUCAGUUUGAGCAAAUCGCCGAAGGACUCGGAAAGGCCAAAGUGGUGUUAGCGUUUGUUAGUAAACAGUACGCCAACAGUGAAAACUGCAGAAUAGAACUGCAGUUCGCUCUUAAGUCUCUGAAGAAGCCGUUGGUCCCAGUGAUCGUGGGAGCAGACAAUGACUGGCAAAAAACAGUGGUGGGGCUGUUGGUGGGCGGUCAGGAGAUCCAACCCAUCAAUUUACAGGAUGUCCACUCUGAACACGUGUUCAUAGAGAAAUUAGCGGAAAUACAGGAGGCUAUUUUGCCUUUACUUGGUCACGUAGAGGAAGCCAGAAGCUACUGUGCGCCUGUCAUAGGUGAUCACGUGAUAUCCCAUCAUCAAAAAUGGGCAUACUACACGGCGACCAUUGUGAGCUUCGACCGCGAGACUUUAAAAUACACAGUGGACUGGGACGACGGAGAUCCUACAGGAAAAGUCCAGUCGUAUAAGGACCUGGCGAUUGACAAGGUCCCAAGUGAAGACCAAGUAGGCGUGGACUCAAUUGUGUUUUUCCCCCAGGGAGGUUACAGCGCUACGGCGGGGAAUAACACCGGGGGAGUGAGAUACCACGAGGGAGUCGUCACAUGCGUCUACAAGGAUUCCUCGGGAUUCUGGAGAUAUGAUGGGCAUCACACCAAAGGCGACGAGGACGGAAAAUGGAUCACUUAUAAAGAUUACAACUACAACUUUAAUGGCGUACCUCUGCAAAUGCUUAGAAUCGCUCCGAACGCCAUGGAUGCUCUUAUGGCUUGUAAGGAGGCCUUUAGUUGUUCCUAAAAUAUCUCCGCUGAAAUAGGAAGUAGUUAAAUCACCAAGACAACCAGUAUCAAUAAGCGUUUGAAUAUCUUGCACAGUGUCCUUCCCAGCUGUCUUUUGAGAUGUCACGCAACGACUCCCUUCACUCCUCCCAUCUUUCUUCCCCGCCAAGAAAAAAAAACAAAAAAAAAAAAAAAAAUGGACAGGAGCGUUGCGUAACAGUUCAAAGAAGACGAUUAGCAUUGUUUCUUGCCCGCGAGAAUAACUGCUAGUACGCAAGCUGAAGAGCCUUUUCUGAAUAUUUCGUGUUUUGUAGUGAGCAAUUCAUGUGGAAAGGAAACUAUAAGACGAACAACUUUUGGUUGAUGGAUUUUAACAGAACCACUCUAGGCAUAAAAGCACUGACCCUAUUUUUGUAGACAGAAGAGCUCUGCGACUUCGAACUUCUAGUGGAAGAGUCACUGAUUCUGUGGGGGAGGGGACCGAGGGUCUGGGAAGCUGAUAAUCGAUGACUGAAAAUAUUUACUGCAAUGAUAACUAUGUUAAGUUCCGAAGUGGUGCUUUAGUCAGUGCGUUUCAUAGAGAAGAACUGAGGUUGUUAUUAGAUAUUUUCAUUUCUUGUUCGAAGUAAUAGCACCCUCGCUUUAGAUUCGACAACUUUGUUUAUAGUGUCACAACUUUCGUUAACCAUCCACCCGCUAAGUAUUAAAUCCACUCUUUUUAAUUACAUGUAUAUAACAAAUUGAAUUAAUUGCGGAGUAAAUAUUUGAUUUGUGGAAUCCUCGAUCUAAUUCUAAACCAAAAUAAAUUCCACCUUUGCCACUGUA
Messenger RNA from Stylophora pistillata, 3593 nucleotides. RefSeq lists its product as uncharacterized. The record is from RefSeq and is a predicted model, not a curated record. Gene Ontology annotation, biological process: signal transduction. NCBI's taxonomy places the organism in Eukaryota, Metazoa, Cnidaria, Anthozoa, Scleractinia, Pocilloporidae.